Molecule: messenger RNA, 2781 nt
Organism: Spirodela intermedia
Lineage: Eukaryota; Viridiplantae; Streptophyta; Magnoliopsida; Alismatales; Araceae
Source: the annotation of a GenBank genome assembly
AUGGUGAGGGAUUCGUCGUCGACGUCGUCGUGCGGCGUCGGCGGCGGCGGCGGCGGGGGGAUGCCGGCAUGGCUGGGGGGGCUUCUGGAGGAGGAAGGGUUCUUCUCCGGCUGCACGAUCCAUGAGCAGAGGAAGAAGAACGAGAAGAACAUCUUCUGCCUCAGCUGCUGCCGCAGCAUCUGCCCCCACUGUGCCUCAACCCCUACCCACCUCUCCCACCCCCUCCUCCAGGUAUACUACCCACUUUGCUUCUCUCUCUCUCUCUCUCUCUCUCUCUCUCUCUCUUACACAUACACACACACUCUGGACUGCUUGUCACUGCAUUGGUGAGGAGGACGUGAAUGUUUACUUUCGAGUGCUCGUCGUGAAUUCUUCUGGCUUUGGACAAUCCCACAGCCAUCUCUUACUCUAUUAACUCUGGUUUUUUCUUUUCCUCUCUCACAUCCGGUAAACUUGAGUCUCCACUCUCUAUCUCCGCCUCUGGUUUGAUCACAGCCGCAUAAGAGAGAAAGGAAGAUGCAUGCAUUUCUUCGAUUUUUCAUCACGAUGAAUUAUCCCACCCGCCCGCGGGGAAACUCCCUGUCUUCUCCGUUUCUCUCUCUACUGGCUCUGCCCCAGCUUCCAAUUCUUCCCACCUGAUCAAACCCUCUCCCUCUCCACCCUCAACACUUCCAGGGGAGGAAGCGAGAGGGAGGCACCUGCUGUGAGCAAUCUCAAUCUUGCAGAGAUUUUACCUCUACGAAAUCCCUGCAAUCUCAAUCUCUGUCGACUCGCUCCUCCUCCGGUCAUCCUAAUUCCUUUCCCCUGCAUUCCGCUUCAUCCUGCUCAUUCUAUUUUAUUUCAGCUGCUUGCGGGAGUUCAUGGGGAAAAAAAUUCUCUGCGCCUCUCCAAUUGUAAGCUUUUAUUUUACCCCGGGAGGGAUCUGAACACCCACACCCACACCCUGCUGUGGUGCUUUCGGAAUCGCAGUAGAUGGAAUAGUUUGGUCGCCAACUUUCCUUUCCCACCCUCUUUUCCCCUUCCGUCUCUCUCUCUCUCUCUCUCUCUCUCUCUUCUCUCUUUCCCGUCGUCCUCGCUCACAAUCUGCGGGCGAGGAAGUCUUAAAUCCCAUCUGCAGUUUCAUUAGAGAGAGAAAUUGAAGAACAUAAUCCCUGCAUUCUCUGUAUCUAUCUCUCUCCCUCCCUCCGAGCGGUAGGUAAUUCGCUCCUCAGAGCUCGAAUCCCGUCAAUUAGGGAAGCAAAGAUUACAUCUUUUCCGGUGCCCAUGUUACCACUUGCCGUGAGUGAUUUGCCCCCCAAACGGCGGCCGGUUCCGGUGGGCUUCCGGCGCCGGCGAGAGAACGUUGAACUGGGAAAUUCUCUUCUCACCCGCAGAGGGGAGGGCUUAGGUUUGUCUCCUAGCAGGGGGAGGUAAGGGGGGGCUCCUUUCCGGGGGGAGUAAUGGCCGCCCCUCGUCCUUUCAUUUGGAUGGGCCAUCUCCUCGUGAGCUCUCUCUCCAAGUUCCCCUCUAAUUAAUUGCCGGAGGCCCUCCCGAUAUAUUCCCCGCAUGCAUCCUGCUGCCCACGCCUCCUCUCUCUCUCUCUCUCUCUCUAUCGUGGGAAUCCUUCCCUCGUGGGGAUAGAGAGAGAGAGAGAGAGAGAGAGAGAGAGAGAGAGAGGGGGGGGGGCGUUGCAUGGGGAUUAUCGCGGUGCCCACAAAUUGGCGCUCAAAGGUGCGUGCUUUAGACUUGUUCUUUUGUCCUCUGAGCCCGCCGUGUUUUGAGCAGGUGAGAAGAUAUGUCUACCACGACGUGGUGCGGCUAGACGACCUGGAGAAGCUAAUCGACUGCUCCUACGUUCAGGUGAGUUGACGGAUAGAUCCGACUCGACUCCCGUCUGCAAUUCCCGGCUUCAUUAAUAUGAGAUUAUGCGGACUGAUGUUUGUGAAUCCUUCCAUCUGGUUCGGGUGGUUGGGGGCGGCAGCCCUACACCAUUAACAGCGCGAAGGUGGUCUUCUUGAAGCAGAGGCCCCAGUCCAGGCCCUUCAAGGGCUCCGGGAACAUCUGCCUCACCUGUGACAGGAUCCUCCAGGAGCCCUUCCACUUCUGCUCCCUCUCCUGCAAGGUCUGCCUUCUCAUCUCUCUUCUCUCUCUCUCUCUCUUCCCCGCUGGCCCACACACCCACCCACCUACCCAAUUAUGCGCGCUCUCCCUGUGUGAUGAUAUAUGCGAAGGUUCUGUCAGUUUUGAGGGGGGGAGGAGCCCUAGACAGCGGCUGCGAGAGGGAUCAGAGUCUUGUGUGCCAGAGAGGGAUGGGAUUAUUAUGAGCGGGCCGUGUGAGAGAGAAGGCGAUUAUUAUGAGCUGGGAUGAGAUUGACUGACUGAGAGACGGGGGCCGGCGGUUGUUGUGUUCAGGUGGAUCGCGUGGUGGUGCAAGGGCGGGACCUGUCGGGGGUCCUUUGCCGGCUGGACGAGUCUGAGGAGGCCUUCUCCCACUUCGAGAGCCUGCGGGUCGACGCCUCCGACCUCCCCGACGCCGACGACGACGGCCAGAACACCCCCAGCUCCAUUCUCGACGGCCCCCUCCGCCUCCGCCGCAACGCCACCACCUCCGCCGCCUCUAGCAACAGCAGCGGCGCCGCCGCCGCCGCCGCCGCCGCCGCCAGGAUCAGCUACGGCAGCUCCGCCGACUGUGCCACCUUGCAGAAGAAGAAGAAGGGCGCUGCCGCCGGGUUCCUGCCUCAGAUCGUCCUCUCCCUGGGCAGCAGGAGGAAAGGCGCCCCUCACAGGUCCCCGCUCUCCUAA